UGGCGGUCGUCAGCAGCUUCCACUCUGCCCUCCUCCCCUUCUCCUCGCCUUCGAUCCCUAUUCCUAUCCUUAACCCCGUGAACUGCGAGAAGAGGCGGCGGUGGACGUCUUACUCCACCCGCCUCCAAUGCUCCUCCUGCCCCGAUGAGGCGAAGAGGAUCUCGGAGCAGUCGUCCUGGGAGUCCAAGGAUUCGGAGGGGAAAGACUACCUCUACCGCCUCGGCCAGGAGGCCGACAAUAUGAACAUCGCCGUCGGCGCUCGGCAGGGCGUGAUCGACGACCUCUUCGUCGGGAACUUCCUUGGAAAGGACUCGGAUAUCGUCUUUGAUUACAGGCAGAAGGCAACGAGGUCGUUCGAGUACCUCCAGGGCGAUUACUACAUAGCACCUGCCUUCUUGGAUAAAGUUGCUUGCCACAUUGUGAAGAACUACAUUGCCCAUCUACUCAAUGUUAAGGUUCCUUUAAUACUAGGUAUAUGGGGUGGAAAAGGUCAAGGGAAAACAUUUCAAACCGAACUUAUUUUUCGUGCAAUGGGUAUUGAACCAGUCAUUAUGUCUGCUGGUGAGCUAGAAUCAGAGAGGGCAGGAGAACCAGGCAGGCUCAUACGUGACCGAUACAGAACAGCUUCUCAAGUGAUUCAAAACCAAGGAAAAAUGAGCUGUUUGAUGAUUAAUGACAUUGAUGCUGGGCUGGGGAGAUUUGGAAACACACAAAUGACCGUCAACAACCAAAUAGUUGUUGGAACCCUGAUGAACUUGUCAGAUAAUCCUACCAGAGUAAGCAUUGGACAGAAGUGGAGAGAAUCAGAUGUUGUGCAUAGAGUUCCUAUUAUUGUAACUGGCAAUGAUUUUUCUACACUCUAUGCUCCUUUGAUUCGUGAUGGAAGGAUGGAGAAGUUCUACUGGCAGCCAGACCAUGAAGAUAUAAUUAACAUUGUUCACCAGAUGUAUGCUAAGGAUGGAAUAACCCGUGAUGAAGUUAUAAGAGUCGUAGACACAUUUCCAAACCAAGCAUUGGAUUUUUAUGGGGCACUUAGGUCAAAGACUUAUGAUCAGUCAAUCUUGCAGUGGGUAAAUGAUACCGGUGGAUAUGAAAAACUUGGUGAAAAGCUUCUCAAAGGAAAGAAGGAUGGGCAGCUUUCUACUUUUGUUCCUCCUAAGCAAUCAGUCGAGGCAUUGCUUGAAUCAGGGCAUUCUCUCGUCAAGGAACAGCACUUGAUUACAAAUUCCAGACUCUCAAAGGAGUAUAUGAAGAACAUCGAUGACUAGCACAAUAUCAGAAUAGAUGACACCAGAUAUCUGUUGUUCAAUUUCUGGAGUGUUCUCACGUAUGUUUCUGUAAAUUAUUUUUAUAUCCGAGGCAAGCGAGAAGGCAACUGAUAGGAGGUCAAGACGUAGUUCUUUCGAAUUGGAUGCAAGAAACAGUCCUGAAAGGUAAAAAAGCCACCUGAUGGUAGAAGAUAUCAGGGAACGAAGAGCACUAUAAGAG
Messenger RNA from Musa acuminata subsp. malaccensis (wild Malaysian banana), 1488 nucleotides. RefSeq names its product ribulose bisphosphate carboxylase/oxygenase activase, chloroplastic. Gene Ontology annotation, molecular function: ATP binding; ATP hydrolysis activity. The record is from RefSeq and is a predicted model, not a curated record. Lineage: Eukaryota; Viridiplantae; Streptophyta; Magnoliopsida; Zingiberales; Musaceae.